CUUCAUUCACUUCAACCACUUCAACUGCUCUAAGGGGUUUUAUUUAACUCAAUUUACGCACUUCACUAUCAUCCACGGAAUCUUUUCUCUUGCCCAGGCGCUUAAACAGGAAAAUUAUUCAACUUGAGGACGCUAUUUAGCUUCCAGAACUGCCUUGAAGCUGCACGAAGCUUGCGGAAUGAAAGUUCGACCACUUUAGAAUAUGGAGAUCCAGCUUGAUGAGAUACAAUGGCGGCUGCCUCAAGCCGUCGAAUUCUACCGUGGUGUGCAUACGGACUCAGUCCACCUCUACUUCAUGAACUCCCCCUUCUUCGAUCCGACCUCCAACAACGGCGUCCUCCGGCAACAGAGUGAGCUCAAUCCAGCGAUGCAGUACCUCCUCCGAAGCCGCGCGGAUUUCGAGAACCGACUCAAAACCAUGCAAGGCCUGGAGUUCAUGGUGGUUCAAGAGCCGCAGCAGUUGAGCGAUGGCCAGGAUACGGGGAUAUGGAUCAUUCGAAAGCAGGAGCGACAAAAGCGGCCGGGGAAGGAGGAUGAGCUUACGGUUCUGGGAUCCUACUUUGUGGUUGGUGAGGAUGUUUAUCAGGCGCCUUCGAUCGGGGAUAUCAUCCGGAAUCGGCUGCUCUCGGUCACUACCAGCCUGACGUCACUUCUAUCACUUACAAGCUCCCUACCGCUUUUCAACUCCGCAGAGGGAUAUAGCUACCUCCCACCAACCUCUAAAGAUCUCCAGCUCAGCACCAUCGCGACCUCCCGAUCCCCCAGCCGCGCCAAUACCCCCGGCUCCGAUACUUUCCAACAACCGGGGCACGAACCCUCCAGCGAUGAGAAAAGCGACUUGUCCUUAUUAUGGGACUCAUUCCAGCUCGCCAGUCGAUACGGCAGCGAAUUCGCUGACGAGAACCCCCUGCUCGGCGAGCCGGGCAGCUUCGUAUUCUCGUCGACCAGUGAGCACCUGCAGACGCAAGCGUCGAAGGUGACCUCAUCGCAGAAGUCCGCUACCAAUGUCACCAGCUCCUUCGCGAGCGGCGUGAGCACGCCUACAUCUGUGUCUCGGAAGCCAACGCCGGUCCCGAUAUCUGCAGGUCCUGAGUCUCGCCAGGGGGUAUUGCCGCCGGUGCGGAAAGGUAGCAAAGCGCCGGGAACUGGGAGUACCCCGACGACUCCAAUCAGUGCUGGUGGGACGGGGAAGAUCUCCUUUAAAAGGAGGAAGAGCAAACCGCCGGGGACGGAGGAGAUAGGAUGAGGGGGUGGGAGUUUUUGUUCUUCUGGUUUAGCAUAGCGUUUGGAUUUGGUAGAGGUUGAUACCCCAGGACAGGCGUAUAUCGAAUUUUCUUUGCACAUUUCCAUAGACAUAGAGACCAGGACACUUUAAACAGCGAUUGGACGUAUGGAUGUGUAUCAGUAGACACUCACGGUAGAGAGUGAAGAGUAAGGGGUGCCAAACUGAAGCC
Eremomyces bilateralis CBS 781.70 is the source of this 1454-nucleotide messenger RNA. RefSeq names its product MED6-domain-containing protein. Gene Ontology annotation, biological process: regulation of transcription by RNA polymerase II. Gene Ontology annotation, molecular function: transcription coactivator activity. Lineage: Eukaryota; Fungi; Ascomycota; Dothideomycetes; Eremomycetales; Eremomycetaceae. The transcript has 3 exons. The record is from RefSeq and is a predicted model, not a curated record. Gene Ontology annotation, cellular component: core mediator complex; mediator complex. The coding region runs from base 203 to 1246 and encodes 347 amino acids.